CAAAAUUGGUCAACGAAGAAACGAAGCCAGAACGUCAUUUUUUUAAAAUUCUGUAUGACUUCUGUACAAGAGUCUUUAGUAUUUUUUUUAAUAUUAUUUGCUGCCGGCUCAUCUGGAAAUUUCUGUACGCCUAAUCGAACUGCCCCUUGUUUUGGUGUGGAAUGUUCAAAAAUUACUUGGUCAUAACGUUAGCGCACUUUUAUAAUAAACAAAAACGACUAGAAUCGAAUGGGAAAUGCCUUUAGCCGAUGAAAAAUAGAAAAAAUCCUUCUGAAUCAAAUAUUUAAGGCUGAAGUAGCUUUUCACAUUUUCGGGUGAGUUAUCCAUUUCAUGAUAUUUUCUGCGUUGUAUUUGACACAAAACCGGAUUCUGGUUUCAAUUCUUGAAUUUUGUUGCGGGCUGAAGUAGCUUUUCACAGAUUCGGAGAAUUUGCUGUUGUGGAACACAAACAUGCUCAGGGUGCUAAGGUUCUGAAAUCUUGCAAAAAAAGUGAAAGUUUUGGGAUUUCAUUUAGUUGUGUAAACGUGGUUAUGGCUCCUACUGUAAAAGUGGUUCUUGGCUCAAUUGCCUUUGCCAUAUUCUGGGUUUUGGCAGUUUUCCCAGCUGUCCCAUUCAUGCCCAUUGGGAGGACAGCUGGGUCUCUCCUUGGGGCACUGCUUAUGGUCAUUUUUCGAGUCAUAACACCGGAUCAAGCAUAUGCGGCUAUCGACCUUCCAAUCCUAGGUCUUCUUUUUGGGACAAUGGUAGUCAGUGUCUAUCUAGAAAGAGCGGAUAUGUUUGUGUACUUGGGUAAAUUGCUCUCCUGGAAAAGCAAGGGAGCAAAGGACUUGCUUUGUCGAAUCUGCUUGAUUUCUGCCAUUUCCGGCGCCUUUUUCACUAAUGACACUGCUUGUGUUGUUUUGACUGAAUUUGUGCUCAAAAUUGCUCGGGAACAGAAGCUCCCUCCUCACCCAUUCCUAAUAGCCCUUGCCUCGAGUGCAAAUAUCGGGUCAUCGGCAACCCCUAUCGGCAAUCCUCAAAACUUAGUUAUAGCUGUCAAGAGUAAGAUUUCUUUUGGGAAUUUUUUAUUUGGUAUUUUCCCGGCAAUGCUUCUAGGAGUUAUUGUCAAUGCUUUGAUCCUUCUCUGUAUGUAUUGGAAGUUGUUAUCUGUUCAUAAGGAUGAAGAAGAUGCCACUAUGGAAGUGGAUGCUGAAGAAGAGAGAACUCUAAUUUCUCAUGUUGAGUUGUCUCACCUCACAUCUUCAAAUUCUCAAGAACAGAAUUCCGAACUGGAAUCUAUAAAUAUUUACAGCUCUUCUAAUCCCAAUGAUCCUACAAAUUAUAUUGAGACUACUAGAAACCGAGGGACUUUGAAUGAGAGUGAUAAUUUUCAUGUCUCUCUUAAUGUAAAUAGUUAUACGAAUCAGGUUGAGACACUCGGGAAUGGUGGCAAUCCCACUGAAAGUAAAAUUCAUAAGGUUCCGAGUUUGCAAUCUGUAUCCGUUAAGCAUUCAAAUUCUUCGAAAGAAACUGCAAAUGAUGGAUCCAUGUCUUCAAAAAGUAUUCCAUCUUUGAACGGUAGUGAACAGGAAAACGCUGCAUUACCGAAGAAGUGGAAAAGAAUUUUGUGGAAGACGUGUGUUUAUCUUGUUACCAUAGGAAUGCUAGUUGCUUUGCUGCUCGGUCUAAAUAUGUCCUGGACCACAAUUACAGCUGCACUUGCCCUAGUUCUUCUUGAUUUUAAAGAUGCAGGACCGUGUUUAGAAAAGGUAUCCUAUUCGCUCUUGAUAUUCUUUUGCGGAAUGUUUAUUACAGUACAUGGCUUCGACGAAGCCGGAAUUCCGAGAAAACUGUGGGAUUUCAUGGAGCCUUAUGCAAAGAUAGAUCAUAUCGGGGGAAUGACAGUUUUAGCUGCUGUCAUAAUCGUGCUCUCAAAUUUGGUAUCAAAUGUACCUACAGUUCUACUGCUUGGAGCACGAGUGGCAUCUUCUGCAGCAGCAAUAUCGCCUACCAGUGAGAAGAAAGCAUGGCUCGUCUUAGCUUGGGUGAGCACAGUUGCAGGAAAUCUCUCUCUCUUGGGAUCGGCUGCCAACUUAAUAGUGUGUGAACAGGCCCGUCAGGCUCACGAUGGCUACGAUCUAAAAUUCUGGACUCACCUCAAAUUUGGAGUUCCCUCUACUAUUAUUGUAACAGCUAUUGGUUUGACUUUGAUAGGGAGAUGACACCUUGUGAUCAAUCUGAGGUUCUCUUGGAAAUUCAAUUAUGCUAUACGAGGAUAUUGAUGAGCAAGAAUAAUAUAGGAUUUUCGCAAAAUCACUUAAAACUAAGAAUACUGCAUGUUAUCUUCUUUACUGUAUGUUUAAUACAAGGUACUCAAUGUGAUUACGAUUUUUUCAGUGUAAA
Molecule: messenger RNA, 2382 nt
Organism: Olea europaea var. sylvestris
Lineage: Eukaryota; Viridiplantae; Streptophyta; Magnoliopsida; Lamiales; Oleaceae
Product: silicon efflux transporter LSI2-like
Exons: 4
Coding region: 531-2201 (556 amino acids)
Biological process (GO): transmembrane transport
Cellular component (GO): membrane
Source: RefSeq, a predicted model, not a curated record